Molecule: messenger RNA, 1362 nt
Organism: Odobenus rosmarus divergens (Pacific walrus)
Lineage: Eukaryota; Metazoa; Chordata; Mammalia; Carnivora; Odobenidae
Product: inhibitor of growth protein 4-like
Exons: 2
Coding region: 8-748 (246 amino acids)
Biological process (GO): regulation of DNA-templated transcription; positive regulation of apoptotic process
Cellular component (GO): nucleus
Source: RefSeq, a predicted model, not a curated record
CUUCAAGAUGGCUGCGGGGAUGUAUUUGGAACAUUAUCUGGACAGUAUUGAAAAUCUCCCCUUCGAACUGCAGAGAAACUUUCAGCUCAUGAGGGACCUGGACCAAAGAACAGAGGACCUGAAGGCUGAAAUUGACAAGUUGGCCACUGAGUAUAUGAGUAGUGCCCGCAGCCUGAGCUCCGAGGAAAAAUUGGACCUUCUCAAGCAGAUCCAGGAAGCCUAUGGCAAGUGCAAGGAAUUUGGUGACGACAAGGUGCAGCUUGCCAUGCAGACCUAUGAGAUGGUGGACAAACACAUUCGGCGACUGGACACAGACCUGGCCCGUUUUGAGGCUGAUUUGAAGGAGAAGCAGAUUGAGUCCAGUGACUAUGACAGCUCUUCCAGCAAAGAAGGCCGGACUCAAAAGGAGAAGAAAGCUGCCCGUGCUCGUUCCAAAGGGAAAAACUCAGAUGAAGAAGCUCCCAAAGCUGCCCAAAAGAAGUUGAAACUUGUGCGCACAAGUCCUGAGUAUGGGAUGCCCUCAGUGACCUUUGGCAGUGUCCACCCCUCUGAUGUGUUGGAUAUGCCUGUGGAUCCCAACGAACCCACCUAUUGCCUUUGUCACCAGGUCUCCUAUGGAGAGAUGAUUGGCUGUGACAACCCUGAUUGUUCCAUCGAGUGGUUCCACUUUGCCUGUGUGGGGCUGACGACCAAGCCUCGGGGGAAGUGGUUCUGCCCACGCUGCUCCCAGGAACACAAGAAGAAAUAGAUAGGGGCCUUGGAUUCCCAUGGUUUCUUCCACAUCCCUGGACCUGGGCUAGUGGGGAGAGGAAAGCCUGUGCUGGGGCCAGGGGGCUCCGGUAGAGUGGAUGGCGCCGUGUAGUCAUCCCUUCUCCUCCCCUCUCCCCACUCCUGGUGCUGGAGUCCCCACCCAAACCCUGGUAGGGAGGGGUGCCGCAGCCGCUAACCGUCUGUGCUCUCAUUCAGCCUGCCCCCCUCAGAGGGAAGUGGUCUUGGCCACUGUCCUUUUGCCUCUGUGCUGAGGUUGGUGCUGUAUUUCCAAGGGAUGGUCCUCUUCACUCCCCUUGCUUUGUAUUUAAGGACUGGGGCAGUAGCAUGGGGGCACUCCCCAGCUCUCCGGAUUCCCUCCCCCUGUGGGGGGGCUCUGGUGUGAUAAACUCUCUUUGUUCUCUUCCUGCUUUUUCCAUGGUAGGGGAUCCCCCAGAGCAUCUGGGCUGUGGCCUUAGUUGAAGGGGCACCCCUUCCUCUGUGCCAAGAGGAUUCAUCCUGGCCUUGUGAGUGGGAGAGGGGACAAGGUGGAAUGCACAUACACAUGUGUAAAGGAAUUUGAGUAGGUGAAUAAAAGCUAUCCAUGUUAAAAAA